UUCCUUAAGAGAUUGUCAAUAUGUGGUUUGAAGCAGAGAUUUUCAUCUAUAGUGAUGCCUAAGUAUCUGUAGGUGUUAACAGCUUCAAUGGGGUUAUGCUGUGCAGACAUGAUGCAGGGAAGAACAGUUGGUAACUUUUUCUUAUUGGAAAACAACAUGACUUUUGUCUUAUCUGAAUUGAACACAUUUGACAUCUUAAAAGCUAAAGCAUCUGUUAUGUUUCUUGUGUCUGUGCUCAGAGCUCCUGUGUUGGUGGCCCUGGCUCUAAUCGAGUGUGGGAUGGAAUAUGAAGACGCCGUGCACUUCAUCAGACUGAAGCGUCGCGGGGCGUUCAACUCCAAACAGCUGCUGUAUCUGGAAAGCUACAAACCUAAACUGUGUCUGCGCUCCAAAGACGGCAACGGACAAAGCUGCUGCAUACAGUAGGAAUCUACAAACCACUCUUCUUCACUGCUGCUUCACUUGAGACUCCUAAUGUUGAAUGGAAAAGUGAUGUGUUUGGGUAGCGCAAGAGAAAAGGAGAAUUCCUGCACACUGUUGUGCCAUUUUAGCGAAAUUCAUUUGUAACGUUUCUGUCCUCGAUUAGGUAAAGACUCAUUUAGGCUUGUGAAAUCUAUUAAAAGCACUUUUCCCAAAUUAAAAGCACCACAAAUGUCUGAAAGUCUUUUACGUAACAAAUUGACCUCUAUAGAGAAGGUGUUAAAUGUUUCUGCUUUUUGGUCUGUGAACUCACCUUAAAUGUAGCAAAUACACACAUAUUUAGCUCAUUAAAGAGAAAUUCCACAGUCAAGCAAAACUUAUUUAAACUGUGAAAUCAAGCUUAAGGGACUGUUAAAGUAAUAAUAUAAAUCAAAAUUUGACUCUCACGUUUCUGUUGUAAACAGAGUUGCUUUUAUUUUAAUUGAAACCUGGGAUCAAACAUUAUAGAUAUGUCUGUAUCAGUAGUCAAUAUGUUUGAUUUUUGUGAUGUUAAAAAUGAUAUGCAGCUUGCUAUUUGUUCUAAGCUCCAACACUACAAAUAAAGAAUGAAUAGCUGGCACUGUGUGCUCGCAAGUU
Messenger RNA from Notothenia coriiceps (black rockcod), 1056 nucleotides. Its product is annotated as protein tyrosine phosphatase type IVA 2-like. The record is from RefSeq and is a predicted model, not a curated record. The coding region runs from base 88 to 426 and encodes 112 amino acids. NCBI's taxonomy places the organism in Eukaryota, Metazoa, Chordata, Actinopteri, Perciformes, Nototheniidae. The transcript is spliced from 2 exons.